This is a messenger RNA of Aspergillus calidoustus, 2178 nucleotides long. NCBI's taxonomy places the organism in Eukaryota, Fungi, Ascomycota, Eurotiomycetes, Eurotiales, Aspergillaceae. The record is from the annotation of a GenBank genome assembly.
AUGGCAGACUUGAUUUCCGCGUCGAAUGCUGAGAAUGAUGCGCGGUCGGCGCCAAAGUUCACGCGGUGCAGGACGGGGUGCUUGCGGUGUCGGAAGAGAAGGAGGAAAUGCGAUGAGCGCAAACCUCGCUGCCAGAACUGCAUCGAUAAGAACUUCGACUGCAACUACGGCAUGCAAGUGACGUUUCUACCCAAGAACUCCAUCACACUGAGCGCGAGAGAACUCAAAAGCGCAGAGGCGGAUCACGAUAGGAAAGAGAGCUAUGGCAAGAUACAGUUCAUCAACGAAGACCCCCUCGCCAUCGACAGUCUCGCCGGCACCUCCUUCGAGGAAUCCGGUUCGAUUCUCCGGUCGCAUUCGCCGGCGUCUAGCGUCUCAGUCUUGAGCACACCCAUAUCUCCCCUACAAGCACCUGAUCGACGGAGGGCAAGCAGUGCAGAAGAUAGGGAGCCCUCACACUCAAUUUCGACUCCGACCGUAACCCCAUGGGCCCUCACCAAUCUCAUAAACAACCCAACGCCCCCAGUAACCCUCGAACCACCCAUUCCGCAGUCGACAUUCAGCGCAAAGGACGAAUUCGCUGUGCGCGGCCUCCUCGCACUAGGAACCCUGUCCGGCUCGGAGUCGAUAUCCGCGUCUGCCUCUGCCUCUGCCUCUGCGGGUACGGACCAUGAUCUCGCUUUGGGAGCUGCAUCGCGCUCACCACCUCCUUUGCCGGCGAAUACACCGGGCAGGACGAUACCUGGGGAUGAGAUCUCACCUGGGUUUAUUGAUGGGAUACUAGGGAUCUCGUCCACAGCUGUACCUGCGUCAGCGCCGCAACCUGCGGCCCAUCAACCGUCUCCAUUGGGCUUUGAUGUGGAGGUGCAUGGUCAUAGUCAUGGCCAUAAUCAGGGCAAUAGCUAUGCCCAAAGUUACAGCUAUAACAAUACUCAUGAAGCUGGGGGCGCGAGUAGAAAUCCAAGCUCAGAAACGUGGAAGAUGAAACUCCUCCAGCAUUACCGGUACAAUGUUGCUCCCUGGCUCGAUAUCUGCGAUCUAACACAUUCCUUCGGUAUAACAGCGCUUCAAAUGGCCGUCUCCGCAGAAGACAGACUUCUUCCCGCCCUCCUUGCCCUCUCCGAAGCCUCCGUAUACUCAUCCCGAUCCCACGGCGUCGGUCCCGGUUUGGGACGCGGAUUCCAAGCUGUGCAUUUUGACGAUACGACUACGCCUUUACUAUCUGAUCAUAUAAUCUCAAACUCGCGCCCACAUGCGCAUUCGCCUGGUCCUCACGGAUUCGACAUACAUUCAAAUCACCUUCAUACAGAAACGGUUCUCCUGCGAGUUCUACAAGAUUUGCGGGAACUCGUUUCGGAUGUUGCGCAGACGUGGGCGAAAGCAAACGCUGACGGCGCAGAUAGCUACAGGCCGUUGGAAUUGCUGGCCCAUUCUGCGUAUGGAAUUGGUCUAGAGGCUGCUAUGUAUUGGAUGUUCUUGCGGAUGGAACUAGGGAAAUCCCUAGCGAACAAUAUUCCCCUCGGCUUACCUCUUCCUUCCCAUCCAAUUCCAAGUCUAGUAUUGCUUUGUCGCACGGAAAACACGCAUUCCCGUGUCGGCCACUACGCCCAGGUUCUCCUGUGGCUUUGCGGAAAGGCACUGACAUGCUAUUACCGCAAUCAAGACGAGGACCACGCGUCUUCAUCAGAGUCAAAUUCCUGGCUGCAAGUCUUCGACGAACUAACCCAAUGGCACUAUCUCCGCCCGCAGGAAUUCCAACCAAUGGUCGAACUGGGCACGGACGAAACAAGCCUAAACCCGGAGAGCGAAUUUCCCAUGCUCCUCUUCACGAACGGCGCGGGUGCCCUGUGUAACCAGCUCUACCACACUGCGAUGCUGUACAUGCUUGAGUGUAAGCCGCGCACAGCGCUGAUAGGUAACCAGCACUCGCCUGUGCUGUCACCCCUCUGGCAUGCGCAGCGUGUCUGCGGUGUUGCGUUGAAUAAUGACAGAAGGCAGUGGUGGGAUCCGUGUCUGCUUGCAUCGUUUCUGGUUGCUGCGAGGCAUAUGACGCACGAGUCACAGCGGCGCGAGAUAGUGGAUGGGAUUGCGCGGGUUCAGGUGCUCACUGGUUGGGGUGUUGGUGAGUAUUUAACACAGCUACGCGAGGAGUGGGCAUUUCUUGAUGGGGUUGAGUGA